Messenger RNA from Drosophila obscura, 1812 nucleotides. RefSeq lists its product as uncharacterized. NCBI's taxonomy places the organism in Eukaryota, Metazoa, Arthropoda, Insecta, Diptera, Drosophilidae. The record is from RefSeq and is a predicted model, not a curated record. The transcript has a single exon. Bases 1 to 1812 code for a protein of 603 amino acids.
AUGAAAUCAUCAACGUCAGUAUCAGGAAUAGGCGAUUCUACCUUUGUCACGGAUGGAGUUUCGGUCAACGUCAGUCUGCACUCUCGCUCAUCGGAAUACUCAACUCUCAUCACCGCUGUCGUAGCCUCUAGCAUAACCGACCGGCAGCCGAGCUUCGGAAUAGACACUUGCAACUGGAAUAUUCCAGCAAAUCUGCCACUAGCUGAUCCAGAGUUUUAUAGACCGCAGCGUGUUGAUCUUCUAAUUGGCGCCAGCUUGUUUAACGAACUCCUCUGUGUUGGCCAGGUCAAGCUAUUGCCAGGAUUGCCCUCAAUUCAGAAGACUCGCUUGGGAUGGGUCAUAUCUGGAGGUUGUUCCCGGGUAAAGAAGGGGUCCUCUUUAAUGGUUUCGCGCGCCCCGGCCGUAGCUGCGGAGGAUAACCUAGACGAGAGACUUGAGUUCCUGCUGCGACGGUUUUGGGAGGUAGAGAAUUGCAUCGAACCCAUAGUAAAUUCUACCAAAGAAGAGCUAGAUUGUGAAGCUCACUUUGUGCAGCAUUUCCGCCGAUUGCAAACCGGCGAUUAUUGUGUUAGGCUGCCCGCAAAAUACAAUCUGGAUCUCUUGGGAGAAUCGUACCAUCAAACUCUUCGAAGGUUCUUAUCCCUUGAACGGAAGUUAGAUCGCCGUCCUGAUGUAAAAUCUCUGUAUGCUGCUUUCAUAAAAGAGUACCUUGAUCUAGGUCAUAUGUCCUUGGUUCCUGCCGAGUCAAUCAGCUCCUGCCGAUAUUUUUUGCCUCACCAUUGCGUCACAAAGGAAGAUAGUUCUACAACCAAGCUUCGGGUCGUUUUCGAUGGAUCUGCAUCAACAUCAUCUGGUUAUUUCCUGAACGACGUUUUAAUGGCCGGUCCUGUAAUCCAACCGAAGCUUUUCCAUAUUCUUACUCGAUUUCGGUCACAUGCAGUUGCGAUUACGGGUGAUAUUUGCAAGAUGUACCGAUGUGUCAGGGUCUCAUCUGAGGACAGUAACUUGCAGUGUAUUCUAUGGAGGAAUUCCAUGCAAGAGGAGUUGCGUGUGUUCAAGCUGGACACCGUUACUUAUGGUACGAAGCCUGCCUCUUAUUUAUCUGUGCGGGCGAUGCAUCAGCUGGCAAUGGAUGAACAGACAGCGUUUCCUAUUGGGAUUGAGAUUCUUCGGCGUGACUUCUACGUUGAUGACCUAAUAUCUGGAGCCAGCUCUCCGGAGGAGGCUAUCCGCAUUCGUGAGCAAACUGCAGGAAUUUUGAGUAGAGGCCAGUUCCGACUGAGGAAAUGGUGUUCGAACGUCCCUGCUGUCCUCGAUGGGGUUCCGGAGGAGGACAAGGAAACUUAUUUGAAGUUCGACGAUGGCAGUGAUUUUACCAAAACACUGGGACUUGCCUGGGAUCCUGUGUCUGAUCAACUUUUAUUCUCCUCUUCUGCCCUACAUUCGUCUUCGCAUCCCAGCAGGCGUUCCGUCUUGUCUACAAUAGACCGGUUCUACGACCCCCUUGGACUAGCUGGACCUGUCAUUACAAAGUCAAAAAUCUUUCUCCAGCAGUUGUGCAAGGAGAAGUUGUUCUGGGAUGAAAGCUUGCCAUCAGGACUGAACACCUCCUGGCAGGAAUUAUGUAACAGUUUUGGCCACAUUCGACGCUAUGAAUUUCCUCGGUUCGUGCUUAUUCCGAAUUUUGAGCUAGAAAUUCACGGAUUUUGCGACGCCAGCAUUGAGGACCAUAAGCCUGCAUUUAUGUUGUGUCUAAGGGUCAGCGGUUCAGCAGCCACUUACUCUGUGCAAAAUAUCGUGUUGCUCCAUUAA